GGCAGCGCCCUGUCCUGGCCUCUGGGAUCUGGUCUGAGGGUUCAGGCCAGACUGGAUGGAAGAGAGCAGAUGUGGCUGAAUGGGUCAGUAGAAGGAAGAUGUCUCCAGAGCACAGCAGGUUAUAUGGAAGGUCCAAGCCUGAAUGAGGACAUCACUUUAUGGGCAUGUGUCAAAAACCACAGCUUGAUCCUGGAUGUGGAGACGAGACACAACGUGGGAAAGCUCAGAGUCUGGGCAGUGUUUCAGUUGGAUCAGCCAAUCAGAGGCUGACGCUCAGAGCAAGUGGCUGUUUGCAGAGUUUAACUGCAGUGGAGGCGCGGGUCCACUAUUUGAGCUCUCAGAUACGGAAUAAGAUGCUGGAGAGAAUCAAGAUGUUACAGCAUCUGCUCAUUGAAUUCAGACGACAGUCCAGAGACAGUGAGCUGCUCCAGGAGCUGAGUGCCCUGACCCUCCAUGUUUCCCAUCAGGCAGAGUCUGUGUUGGGGCAGAAGGACAGAGGUUUGGCAUCUCUGUGGCAGAACAGCCCCCUCCGGCGCAUUGUCACCGACAGCCUGCCUCGCUUUCUCAGCCUACUGCAGCACACCUCACUGCUGGGUCAACAGGAACUGAGGAGACCUUUGGCCACUCUGGCAGGUGUGUACCAGGACGUGAAGGGCCAGAAGCUGGAGGCAUUAUGGAGGGAGGCGGUCUCACAGUGGACUGAGCGGCUGGUGGAGGAACUGCCGGCUUUAAUGGAGAAUCCACAGCUGAGACCUCUGGCUCAGGCUUGUGUUACAGGACUCAGCAUCGCCUUGGAUGUUGCAGGUCAACAUACCUACCACUGGGUCGAGACCAGGCUUGCGAUGGCUCUGUCUGGGGUCAGGAAACGGCUGGCUUCUGUCUACAAGUUCUCCCCCAGGUACAAAACAUGUCUGAGACCAGAUGAAACAUGCUGA
Messenger RNA from Sphaeramia orbicularis (orbiculate cardinalfish), 935 nucleotides. RefSeq lists its product as uncharacterized. The record is from RefSeq and is a predicted model, not a curated record. The coding region runs from base 159 to 935 and encodes 258 amino acids. The transcript is spliced from 6 exons. NCBI's taxonomy places the organism in Eukaryota, Metazoa, Chordata, Actinopteri, Kurtiformes, Apogonidae.